UUUUCAAGUUGCACAAUGAUUCAUUUCAAAUUAAAACUAUUGUUGGUUUUGUUUCUGAAACUAACGCAUGGGACAGAAAGCCAUUAUUUGCCAAUCCCUAGAAACCAAGAAAAUCUCUAUGAUUAUUCUUAUUUGGUUCAAAUUUGGAUCGUUGACAGAGACUUCGACUUUUGUUCGGGUGCAUUCAUCACUCAAAAACAUGUGAUAACGUCUGCUUCUUGCUUAAUUGAUUUAAUAGAUUAUCCUGAAGAUUUUGGUGAUGACCCUUAUAAGUUUAGAGCAACUGAUUUUCUUUCUUCUACCAACUUUUCUAUCUCAAAAUUAUCAGUUUAUCCACAAUACGUGUAUCCAUAUUUACACAACAACAUUGCAAUCUUAGAACUAGAAAAAAGAGCUAAUGUACAACCAAUUCCACUAAAUUUUGAGCCCCUUUCUGCUACUUCAUUAUGUGACAAUGUAUUCUGGAACAGAUAUGUUCAGAAAAACAAUUCGCUGGUUAUAUCAUCCACAAUUUAUCCAGUCAGCAUCAAAAAGUGUACAAAUGUCAGUAUGCCGCUUAUGGAGACAUAUAGAUAUGGAAUGAUUUGUGGUGAAUUAGUAUUUAAAAAUCCUAAUACUACUUGGGAACCACAUGUAGAUACACCACUUGUUUGUCAUGGGGCUUUAAGUGGAUUUUUUUUGCUGUUUGAAGAAGAUGUAGAUUCGUAUUUAUUUACUGAUUUACAAUAUUAUCUACCUUGGAUUAUGAAAACUACGAUAUCGUUAGAUUUGUCGCAAAUACUUGCACCUUAGUGAUAGCAAUAUGUUUAUUCUAAAAUAAUUAUAUCUUGUAAAGGGCGUAGAAAAUGGUAAAGGGUAAAAAUUGGUGAAGCUUCAAUUAGGUAAUAUUCGAAUUACUUCUGUGACGUUGCGAAUGGCGGAAUAGCUUUGUUCGCAGUGACAAUCCUGAACUAGUUCAGGCAUCAAAUUCAUGAGCGGUACACAAUCUAAAGUUUAUUUUGAUUACGUCCGUUUAGAAUUUGUUCUAAAAAUGCUCCGCGAACAAAGCUAAUAACGAGUCAGUCUUAUGGCCCAGCUUUGCCAUGAAUAAUUUGAAUUAUUAAUUAAUUUGUAACAAUUAUUGUUUGAAUAAAUUACUGAGAAAUUGAA
Messenger RNA from Tribolium madens (black flour beetle), 1149 nucleotides. RefSeq lists its product as uncharacterized. The record is from RefSeq and is a predicted model, not a curated record. The transcript has 4 exons. Gene Ontology annotation, molecular function: serine-type endopeptidase activity. Bases 16 to 792 code for a protein of 258 amino acids. NCBI's taxonomy places the organism in Eukaryota, Metazoa, Arthropoda, Insecta, Coleoptera, Tenebrionidae. Gene Ontology annotation, biological process: proteolysis.